AUGGCAUACUGACAUAAAGAGACAUGUCAAUAAUCAAGGUCCUCAUGGCAGACACCUUCUCCAUCUCCUUCUUCCUCCUGUUCGCAGCAGUGCUCUCCUUUAUCCUCCUUUUCAAAUCUUCCAAAAAAAAGUGCAGCCGCUAUAAGUUCCCCCCUGGACCCAAACCUUGGCCCCUCAUCGGCAACUUCAACAUCCUCAACAUGAGCUUCCCUCAGAGAACCAUGUACAAGCUAGCAGAGCAGUAUGGACCAGUGUUCACCUUCCAUAUGGCCAGGAAGAAGUACAUUGUUCUAACUGGAUAUGAUGCUGUGAAGGAGGCUCUGGUGACCCAGGCAGAUGACUUUGGGGAGAGGGGCUUGACUCCAUCAACUAAGCACAAUUUUGAUGGCAAGGGCAUUGUGUUUGGGGUGGGUGAGUCCUGGAAGACCAUGCGCCGCUUCACGCUGUCCACACUGCGGGACUUUGGCAUGGGCCGCAGUACUAUUGAGGACCGCAUCAUAGACGAGGCACAGCAGACGCUGGACGUCUUUGCACAAUACAAAGGCAGGCCUUUCAACCCCACAACCCACGUCAACUCUGCUGUUUCCAACAUUAUCUGUGUGCUGGUGUUUGGUCACCGCUUUCAGUAUGACGACCAGCAGUUCCUUCGUCUGCAGCAGCUGGUCAGUGAUUCUAUUCGGCGGAGUGGCAGCCCUAUGGUGCAGCUAUAUAAUGCAUUCCCUCUAAAAAUAUUCCUGAUGGGUGAUAUUCAAAGGGUUAGGGCCAACAUCAAAGAGGUACGGUCUUACUACAGGAAAGUGUACCAGCAGUACAAAGCAGAACAUGACAGGAACGACGUGAGGAGCUUCAUUGACCGCUUCAUCAUCAGGCAAAAUGAGGAACACAACAACCCCAACACUUACUUUAAUGAGGAGAAUAUGGAGCGGUGUGUAUCGAACCUGUUUGCUGCAGGAACAGAGACCACGUCCACUACCCUUCGCUGGGGUCUCCUGUUCAUGAUGAAAUACCCCCAUAUUCAGGAGAAGGUGCAGGUUGAGAUAGAAAAUGUGGUCGGCAGAGAGCGCCCCCCACGAGCAGACGACCGCAAGCGCAUGCCAUACACAGACGCGGUGGUGCAUGAGAUCCAGCGCUUUGGGGACAUAAUUCCAAAUAACCUGCUCCAUGAGACCAGAGUGGACACCACCUUCAGGGGCUACCACAUCCCAAAGGGCACCCCGAUCAUCCCCCUGCUGUCCUCUGUGCUGUAUGACAAGACCCAGUGGCAGACGCCACACAAGUUCAACCCCGGGCACUUCCUGGACGCAGAGGGCCGGUUUGUUAAGAGAGACGCUUUCAUGCCCUUCUCUGCUGGUCGGAGAAUAUGCCUUGGGGAGACCCUGGCUAAGAUGGAGCUUUUCCUGUUCUUCACCAGCUUCCUACAGAGAUUCACAUUCCAACCCCCCCCAGGAGUCCAGCCUCAGGAUCUGGACCUCUCACCAUGCCGAGGGAGCACCAGCUCACCCACGCCCUAUGAGCUCUGCGCCAUCAGCCGCUGACACACGUCAAUACCCUGGAACAGAAGAACAGAAAUGAGAAACGCACGACUUGUUGUACACACGGCCACUUCCCCAGCCUGCACGCACGCACGCACGCACGCACGCAGUCCAGACACACACUGAAGAGCACACGUGUCAGAGAGCCAUCCUAUACACAUUUUGGAAGCAGUAUUACAGCUAUAUUUACUCCCAUUUCUUUUGCUGAAUUAAUCAUUCCGGGUGUUUUUCAACCAUGUUAAUAGAAAAGUCCAAUCUUAGAAUUAGGGUAAGUGUUCAGGUUCAUGCAACUUUAUAGGGUUAUGUUCAGGAGUGAGGGAGUAAGCACAAGCAUUAGUCACAGAUUUGGACCACAAGUUUCUUUUUUUUUGAUUAUUAUUAUUUUUUUAACGAAUUUCUUGAUUCCUUUGUUUACCUUUGACAAAUUGAUAUUUAGAUUAUUUCUUUAAUCAGAAUGUAAAUUCGUACCAGAGAAUUUUGGGAGCCAGUGUUAGUUUAGCAAGUGCAGGUAAACAUGAUGUGUAAACAUAAAACUUUCUGUACAGUAGUCCAAAAGCAUGCCCUACUGUAAAUUUUAAAAGUUGAGAACAAAAUAAAUUAAUUUGUGUGCAGAAUUUAUUUUGCCCGCAUGCAGAUUUAUUCUGUUUGCACUCAAAAGUCUGUUCACCCACACAGAUUUGGCCUGCUCUCACAUGCCAUCUCGUGCUUGAAUUAUAACUGAUCUCAAGUACUCAAUAACUAUAACUUUAUAUUUAUCAAAUUCACUGCUAGUUCUAACUACCUAGCUGGUUAACAAAACAGGUUACCUAAUAUAUCUUGGCUAACUAACAUCACUGCCUAAUGUUAGUUUAGCUUAAUUCACGUUAUGCGAUGUUGGAUUAUCAAAACAAUUACAGAUUGUAAUUGGACUUUUGGUAACUCCAUUAACCUCCAUUCAUUCUGUGAGCAACUGUUGUCUGUCCAACCAGUACAGAUGUUUCAAACCGGAAGUGUGGCCUCUUGCUCCAUCCUCUUCCUCUCUGGUAGCUACCUCUCCUUCUGAUUCUCUAAGUUUUUGGCCAUUUUUAUCUAGACGGCAACAUACGCGAGCUAGCUGCCUCAAUGUUUUCAUAACAUAUCAUGUUUGUCACUGGUACAGGCCAGUAAAUACCCCAAAUCCAGCUGGCCAUUUUUAGUGCCAGCAGAAUAAAGCCAUGCACCUGCAAGAUAAAUAACAAAAUAAAAUACAAUCUAUAGCUCA
Molecule: messenger RNA, 2772 nt
Organism: Conger conger (European conger)
Lineage: Eukaryota; Metazoa; Chordata; Actinopteri; Anguilliformes; Congridae
Product: cytochrome P450 2K1-like
Exons: 9
Coding region: 24-1535 (503 amino acids)
Biological process (GO): xenobiotic metabolic process
Cellular component (GO): cytoplasm; intracellular membrane-bounded organelle
Molecular function (GO): heme binding; oxidoreductase activity, acting on paired donors, with incorporation or reduction of molecular oxygen, reduced flavin or flavoprotein as one donor, and incorporation of one atom of oxygen; iron ion binding
Source: RefSeq, a predicted model, not a curated record